AUUCCGUCCUAAACCAUUCGAACCGAGUAGCGCCUAUUUCAACCUUAAAGCUACGCUGAUGGGUGGCGAUAAUUCUAAGCUGGGCUACCGAAAUGCAGUUAUACAACUCACUACGAAAACCCAACCUGUUGAUUCUAACGAUGAUAACUUCUGGGACCAAUUUUGGGCUGAACAUCCAAUGUCUAUCCAAGAUAUUUUUGCUCUUAUCCCUGCAGCCGAAAUCCGAGCUUUAAGAACAGAAGCCCCAAAUAAUCUAGCUACUUUGUGCUAUAAAGCCAUUGAGCGUAUUGCACAAGUGUCUGAGUCUGCCUCACCAACCACUAAAGACCAAACUACAGUUCUUAACUGCAUUCGGUUGCUAACCAGGUUAUUGCCAUUCAUAUUUGAAGACACCGAAUGGCGCUCGUUUUUCUGGUCGCCUCUCCCAGUUGAUCCCUCUGUAUCCCGAGAACAGGUUGAAUUUGUUCCACUUGCUCAAAGUUUACUGUCAGCACUCUGUGAUCUGCUAUUCUGUCCAGAUUUUACGGUGCAUUCCAUUUCCAAAUCUGGUCCUGAAGGCCCAGAAGAUAUGCAUACUAUUGACAGUUGUGAGUAUAUCUGGCAGUCUGGUGUGGGAUUUGCACAAGCUCCUGCGGUAAACGCCAUUCAUGAUUCUAAUCGGACAGAAAUUCUCAAACUUAUUUUGACUUGUUUCUCUGAAACUAUGUAUUUGGAACAAGAGGAGGCUCACCGUUCUGAAAAUAGAUGGGUUACAUUUUUCACGAGUACGGUGAAUCGUCACGCACUGCCAUUAUUUGCUUCUUUGUUAAACGUUGUUUGUGCAUAUGAUCCAGUUGGUUUAGGUGUACCAUACAAUCACAUUAUGUUUUCUGAUUCACGUGAACCUCUAGUCGAGGUAGCUUUACAGAUCCUAUGUAUAACCUUAGAACCUGAUCAUAUGAUAUCAAGUCCUACCUAUUCGAAUGCAUCAUUUCGUGAUUUAAACUCUUCUAACAACCAUCCUUGUUCAGACGUUGAUGAACAGUUAAGUUUAAAUGGUACUGGGAUGACUAGUCAAAAUAGUGGGAAUGGAGAUGCAUGGAACAACGAAAUGAAUCUGUUCGUAAAUUACAUGUCUCGUAUACACAGAGAUGAGGAUUUCGCAUUUAUUCUCUCUGGAAUAACUCGCUUAUUAAAUAAUCCAUUAGUACAAACAUACCUUCCUGGAUCCAGCAAAAAAGUUCAAAUGCAUCAGGAACUUUUAGUGCUCUUUUGGCGAAUAUGCGAAUGCAAUAAGAAAUUUAUGUAUUAUGUGUUAAAAUCGAGUCAAGUAUUAGAUUUACUUGUACCUAUACUCUAUCAUCUUAAUAAUUCUCGUAAUGACCAAUCUCGUAUAGGAUUAAUACACGUUGGUGUAUUCAUCUUAUUAUUACUUAGCGGUGAAAGAAAUUUUGGUGUGCGUUUAAAUAAACCUUAUCGUCAUCGUUCCUUGUUAGAUGUUCCAGUGUUUACAGGAACACAUGCUGAUUUAUUAAUCAUAGUUUCUCAUAGAUUAAUUACAAGCGGACAUAAUCGUCUAAAUCCUUUAUUCGAUUGCUUGCUAACAAUCAUGGCUAAUGUUUCACCUUACUUGAAAAGUUUAUCAAUGGUCUCAUCAAACAAAAUAUUACAUUUAUUGGAUGCAUUCAGUCAGCCAUGGUUUUUGUACAGUAAUCCAUCAAAUCAUCAGUUGGUUUUUCUGUUAUUAGAAGUAUUCAAUAAUAUUAUUCAAUAUCAAUUUGAUGGUAAUAGCAAUUUAGUAUAUACUUUAAUAAGGAAACGUCAAAUAUUUUAUCGGCUAGCUAAUUUACCCACUGAUCAACCUACUAUUCAUAGUAUAAUUAAUAAACGAAUGAAAUCUGAAAGCAGUGGUCAUAUUACAAUAGAAUCUACUACUACUGUUCCUUCUAGUACUUCAUCUCGAACAUCUCCUGUUGACACUUCUGUUUGUAAACCUUUACCAAUAUCGGAAAUACCAAAAUCGUCGUCUACUUCCACUUGUUUAUCUGUUGAAUCAUCUGUUUAUCAUAAUGACGAUAAUGAUAAUGUUGGUAAUGGUAAUGUUGACAAUUCAAGUAUUGCCGAGUCCAUGGAUCAAGUAUCUUCUCGGUUGAAUGAGCUAAGUGUUGGUAAACCUGGCGAUUCGAUUCAAGCCAGUCUAGCUGAUGUUCCUCCAUUGCAUAAAAUGACAGGUAAACGUUUAGGCAAUGCUACUCAAUUAGAUGAACGUUUCUCAAAUUAUCAUUCAGAAAUCGAGAAUAAUUUAAUAUCACAUUCUUCACCUAAUCAGCGUAUUCCAGUGGAUAGUAAUAAUAAUAAUAAUGGUAAUAAUAACAAUGAAUCUGAUAAAGAUUUAACAAUACAUAAUGUUCAAGAAUACCCAAUAAAUAGAUCUGGAAUUUCAGAGAGUUCUCUGACAAGUACAAAUCAGAAGAAAGAAACACAGAACAGUUCAUUAACUUCUGAUACACAAUCUUUUCAUUCCAUUGGAACAAUCACAUGUAAACAAUCACACACCAGUGGUAAAAGUAAUUCAUCUCAUUCAAUUGAUGAUAAUAAUGAUAAAUUACAAAAAUCGAAUGAAAUAAAUUCAUCGAAUUGGGAACCAACAUCAGAAUGGGUUCAUAGUUGGAAAUUAAAAAUGCCUUUUCAAACAAUUAUGCGUUUAUUGCAGGUAUUAGUGCCUCAAGUUGAAAAAAUUUGUAUUGAUAAAGGAUUAACAGAUGAAACGGAGAUUGUUCGUUUCCUUCAAAAUGGUACUCUGGUUGGUUUGUUGCCUGUACCACAUCCAAUUCUUAUCCGUAAAUAUCAGUCAAAUACUGGCACAACCAUAUGGUUUCGUAACUAUUUAUGGGGUAUAAUAUAUUUAAGGAAUGUCACUCCACCUAUCUGGUAUGAAACCAAUGUUCGUCUAUUCGAAAUCCAACGACUUUAAUGCUGUGUUGCAUACUAUAUUUAACCAACUACUAAAUUGAAAAUAAGUAUUCAUUAAAAAACUUCCUUUUUCUAAUAGUCUAUGUUUACUUGUUUGUUUGUUUGUUUUUCAUUUUAUUUCAUUAUUACGUUUAUGUAUACAUCAUAUGUUUGAAUAAAUAGAUAUUUUCAGUGUUAAAAACAAUACAGUUAUAGACAUUGUUUGUUUACUUACUCUCAAGUGUUGGUUUUGUUGUGCUCUUCUUUUUAUACUUACUGUUAAGUGAUCUAUGUAAUUAAAUCGUGCUAAUUUUCGUCCGUUUUUUCUUCUUCUUCUUUGAAUUGCAAAAAUAUUCUUUUCAAUUCAGUUUGUAUCUGUUAAUACUACCGAUAUAUUAUUACUAUUGUUAUUACAUUCUUUCAUACUCCGGUUCGAAAACGUUCAGCAUUUUGUGUGUUUAUGUAUUGAACUAUCAGUUACUCAUUGUAAUUUUUAGUUCAGUCGUUUCUUUCUUUUGUACUUGUGGGUUUUAUUUUUUGUUUUCUUUCUUUCAUAAUGUGUGAUAUAUUUCACAUUGUUUAUAUACCUACAUAAAACAAGCACUGUGAUAUUGUCUAUGUGAAUACACAUUUACCUCAAUAAUAUCCAUAUGUAAUAUUUAUAGUUUAUGAAUUGUUCUGUAGACUUCUAAAAUAAGUCUUCUGUUCUAAGUGGAUUCUCUCUCUCGAAACAAUACAUUUGAUUGUUAUUAGUAGUGUAUAUGUGUUGUGUGUGUGUGUGUGUUUAAUCCAUUCAGUUGUAGGGACUUAAGAGAAAAAGAAAAUUGAUAAUAAAAUAAAGGAGUCCGAUUUGUAUUCAAUAGUCAAAUCCUUAUCUAUUGUUUUAUGUCAUAGUCAAAAGUGUUGAUUCGAAGUAGUUUUUGAACUGUAUAGGUGAGAAUGCAUAAUUGUUAUAUGAAAUAUUAGUUUCAAUUUAUUUUACUUAAAUGUUAACUUCAUAUUCAGUUAACUACUUUAAAUAUUUGUUUUCAAAUAAUAGUUUUGUGAUG
This is a messenger RNA of Schistosoma margrebowiei, 3980 nucleotides long. NCBI's taxonomy places the organism in Eukaryota, Metazoa, Platyhelminthes, Trematoda, Strigeidida, Schistosomatidae. The record is from the annotation of a GenBank genome assembly.